AUGGAUCCUUCAGAAUUUCCUUUUGAUAUUGAAGCUUACAAAAAACAGUCUGAAAUUGAAGAGAGAUAUAUCGUUAAUCUGUUUAGAGAGCGUCGACAAAAAAUUGCUGAAGACCAAACACCUCGUAGCAAGAGAAAAUACUUCAAAAGAGAAUUACGUGAUUCAAAUGUACAUCACAAAUUGCAAGCAGAUGUAGUCAAACACAUAUGGGCAAAAUUUGGGAUGUUCUAA
This is a messenger RNA of Brassica napus (rape), 231 nucleotides long. RefSeq lists its product as uncharacterized. The record is from RefSeq and is a predicted model, not a curated record. Lineage: Eukaryota; Viridiplantae; Streptophyta; Magnoliopsida; Brassicales; Brassicaceae. The transcript has 2 exons. The coding region runs from base 1 to 231 and encodes 76 amino acids.